Sesamum indicum (sesame) is the source of this 1223-nucleotide messenger RNA. It is a transcript of the gene GRF3, whose product is annotated as general regulatory factor 3. The record is from RefSeq and is a predicted model, not a curated record. Lineage: Eukaryota; Viridiplantae; Streptophyta; Magnoliopsida; Lamiales; Pedaliaceae.
CGCCACAACCCACCAACUGUCCCAUCCUCAUUGGCCGGCACCCCCCCUUUCUCCCACUCCUAUUAUUUAAACACCUCGCUUCUCACUCCGCAGGCAGGAGACCCAUUUCCAAGGGAAGAUUCAUUUCUCUGUCAAAUUUCUAUAGCUAAGGAGGUUAAAUUCUAGUAAUCACAUAAAAGUAUGUCGCCAGCUGACUCUUCAUGCGAGGAAAAUGUGUACAUGGCCAAGUUGGCCGAACAGGCUGAGAGGUAUGAGGAGAUGGUUGAAUUCAUGGAGAAGGUUGUGAAGGCCGUGGACACUGAUGAGCUGACAGUCGAGGAAAGGAACCUUCUCUCUGUGGCAUACAAGAAUGUGAUUGGUGCUAGGAGGGCUUCAUGGAGGAUCAUCUCUUCAAUCGAGCAGAAGGAAGAGAGCCGUGGAAAUGAGGAUCACGUGAACACUAUUAAGGAAUACCGGAGUAAGAUUGAGGCUGAGCUCAGCAAGAUCUGUGAUGGGAUUUUGAAACUUCUUGAGACCCAUCUCAUUCCUUCCGCCGCUUCUGCUGAAUCGAAGGUGUUCUAUUUGAAAAUGAAGGGCGACUAUCAUAGGUAUUUAGCUGAGUUUAAGACUGGGGCUGAGAGGAAGGAAGCUGCAGAGAGCACUUUGCUAGCUUACAAGUCUGCGCAGGAUAUUGCACUGGCUGAGUUGGCUCCCACUCACCCAAUUAGGCUGGGACUCGCACUUAACUUCUCAGUUUUCUAUUAUGAAAUCCUUAACUCUCCUGAUCGUGCUUGCAACCUUGCGAAGCAGGCUUUUGAUGAAGCCAUCGCUGAGCUUGAUACAUUGGGUGAGGAAUCAUACAAGGACAGCACAUUGAUCAUGCAACUUCUCCGAGACAAUUUAACUCUUUGGACCUCUGACAUAGCGGAUGAUGCUGGCGAUGAGAUCAAGGAAACUGCCAAAUCUGGCGAAGGACAACAGUGAUGCAUUUGUACUCUAGCAGUUUACUCUUUCGUUUUGUUGUUUUAGUAUAGAAGUCUGUUGGAGCAAGAUUUGGUGGAGAUGAUGCCGGGGUAUUUGUGGUUCUUGCAGUUUGACCAAUUUACUCGUUUUAGACAUGGAUGGUGAUACUGUUUCUGUUCACGAGAGUCAAUGUAAGAAUUUUCAUAUUGUUGUUAUGUUCGCUUUUGUUGCUACCAGAGCUGGUGAUUGCAUCAAGUAAUACAUGUUAGCUAAUUGAGCAA